AUGAGUACCCAACAUUGUGUGACACUUGUUGUCUGGGAUAAUAACCCAUGCGACAGUUCACCGUGUAAACAUAAUGGAACCUGUGAUCGUCAAGGAUAUAAGGACAACUAUAAAUGCGCAUGCGUACCAGGUUUCACGGGACACGACUGCAAAAUAGACAUUGACGAGUGUGCUAGCAGCCCAUGCCAACAUAAUGGGACGUGCUCUGACCAAGUUAAUGAGUUCUUCUGUGGAUGUGUUGCUGGAUACACCGGCUUCAACUGUGGAAUAGAUAUUGACGAGUGUGCUAGCAGCCCAUGCCAACACAACGGUACCUGCUUUGAUCUAGUUAACGAGUUCUUCUGUCUAUGUCUGGAUGGAUACACCGGCUUUGACUGUGGGAUAGACAUUAACGAGUGUGCUAGCAGCCCAUGUCAACACAAUGGGACCUGCAUUGACCUAGUUAACGAGUUCUUCUGUGGAUGCCUUGAUGGAUACACAGGCUUUGAAUGUGGAAUAGAGAUGAACGAGUGCGCUAGCAGCCCAUGCCAUCACAAUGGAACCUGCUAUGACCUAGUUAACAAUUUCUCUUGUGGAUGUCUGGAUGGCUACACCGGCUAUGACUGUGAAAUAGAUAUUAACGAGUGUGCUAGCAGCCCAUGCAAACACAACGGGACCUGCUUUGACCUAGUUAACGAAUUCGUCUGUGGAUGUCCGGAUGGAUACACCGGCUUUGACUGUGGAAUAGACAUUAACGAGUGUGCUAGCAGCCCAUGUCAACAUAAUGGGACCUGCUUUGACCAAGUAAACGAGUUCUUCUGUGGAUGCCCUGAUGGAUACACUGAUCUUGACUGUGGAAUAGACAUUAACGAGUGUGCUAGCAUACCCUGCCAACACAACGGGACCUGCUACGACCUAGUUAACGAGUUCGUCUGUGGAUGUAGUGAUGGAUACACCGGUUUUGACUGUGGUUUAGAUAUAAACGAGUGUGCCAGCAGCCCAUGUAAACACAACGGGACCUGCUAUGACCUAGUUAAUGAGUUCGUCUGUAGAUGUAGUGAUGGAUACACCGGUUUUGACUGUGGAAUAGAUAUUAACGAGUGUGCUAGCAGCCCGUGUCAAAACAAUGGGACCUGCGUUGAUCUAGUUAACGAAUUCGUCUGUGGAUGCCCUGAUGGAUACACUGACCUUGACUGUGGAAUAGACAUUAACGAGUGUGCCAGCAGCCCAUGCCAACACAAUGGGACCUGCUUUGACCAAGUGAACGAGUUCUUCUGUGGAUGCCUGGAUGGAUACACUGACCAUGACUGUGGAAUCGACAUAAACGAGUGUGCUAGCAGCCCCUGCCAACACAAUGGGACAUGCUUUGACCUAGUUAACGAGUUCUUCUGCGGAUGUCAUAAUGGAUACACCGGCUUUGACUGUGGAAUAGAUAUUAACGAGUGUGAUAGCAGCCCAUGUCAACACAACGGGACCUGCUUUGACCUAGUAAACCAGUUCGCCUGUGGAUGUCUGGAUGGAUACACCGGUUUUGACUGUGGAAUAGACAUUAACGAGUGCGCUAGCAGCCCAUGCCAACACAAUGGGACCUGCCUUGACCUAGUUAACGAUUUCUUCUGUGGAUGCCCUGAUGGAUACUCUGGCCUUGACUGUGGAAUAGAUAUUAAUGAAUGUAAGGCUCAGCCUUGUAAGCAUGGCGGGACAUGUGUUGAUCUGGUCGGAACUUCCGUUUGCCAGUGCACACCAUGGUUCACUGGUAACAUUUGCCAAACAGGCGUUGACACAUGCGAAUCCCUGCCGUGUGUAAACGACGGGCACUGCCUCUUUAACGAGUCGAGUGGAUACAUUUGCGAGUGUCAAGAUGGGUGGGUUGGCAGACAAUGUGGCCAUAGGCUAGAGAACAAAACGUUUUUCAAGGGUGAUAAAACUGGAAUGACGGACGAAUACCUUCACUACUCCGACUGUGAUUGUGUACUUGGUUCCGGUCGUCAAGACUACUGCUAUAUGUACACUCUUAACAAGCACUCUGGAUUUGUAGUUCUUGCCGUCCUGCUUGGAAUCCUGUCAUCGAUGAUUUUGUAUUUUCUAUUUUACUGCGCUUUAAACAAAUCCCUACCUUGUUUUUAUAACCGAAUAUCACAAGCAUGGGAUCACGAAGAAAAAGAUGACUUACCUCAUACACUCGAAGAAGAAAAAGUAGAAAAAGAAAAUGAAGUGUGUGAUACACACUUGGAGAAAAAUAAAGAAGUGAAAGUAUCUCCUCUAGAAAAGCUGGACGCACCUAAAAAGCGCAAACAUCACUGUUGGGCUUGCGAAGUUAAAUACAACAAUGCACCUGUCCCACUGUGGUACAGGAAGGACUUUAAGAAAUAUUGA
This is a messenger RNA of Mya arenaria, 2355 nucleotides long. Its product is annotated as fibropellin-1-like. Gene Ontology annotation, molecular function: calcium ion binding. Bases 1 to 2355 code for a protein of 784 amino acids. Lineage: Eukaryota; Metazoa; Mollusca; Bivalvia; Myida; Myidae. The transcript is spliced from 18 exons. The record is from RefSeq and is a predicted model, not a curated record.